Apaloderma vittatum (bar-tailed trogon) is the source of this 1487-nucleotide messenger RNA. RefSeq names its product ER degradation enhancer, mannosidase alpha-like 2 (gene EDEM2). Gene Ontology annotation, biological process: carbohydrate metabolic process; mannose trimming involved in glycoprotein ERAD pathway; endoplasmic reticulum mannose trimming. Gene Ontology annotation, molecular function: mannosyl-oligosaccharide 1,2-alpha-mannosidase activity; calcium ion binding. The annotation marks the transcript as partial. The transcript is spliced from 8 exons. Gene Ontology annotation, cellular component: membrane; endoplasmic reticulum. The record is from RefSeq and is a predicted model, not a curated record. Lineage: Eukaryota; Metazoa; Chordata; Aves; Trogoniformes; Trogonidae.
AUCUUGGGAAACGUUUCCGAGUUUCAGCGAGUCGUCAGCGUGCUGCAGGAAGGGGUGGAUUUUGAUAUCGAUGUCAAUGCAUCUGUCUUUGAAACUAACAUUCGAGUGGUGGGUGGUCUCCUCUCAGCUCACUUGCUGUCGAAGCGGGCCGGCGUCGAGGUGGAAGCGGGCUGGCCGUGUUCGGGACCUCUCCUGAGGAUGGCUGAGGAAGCAGCUCGCAAACUCCUGCCGGCUUUUCAGACCCCAACUGGGAUGCCGUAUGGAACAGUGAACUUGAUGCAUGGAGUUAACCCAGGGGAGACCCCAGUUACCUGUACUGCUGGAAUUGGAACAUUUAUAGUGGAGUUUGCCACUUUAAGCCACCUUACUGGUGACCCAGUGUUCGAGGAUGUUGCCAGGAAGGCUUUGAAGGCACUGUGGAAAAAUCGCUCUGAUAUUGGGCUGGUCGGUAACCACAUCGAUGUGAUAACUGCCAAGUGGGUGGCCCAGGAUGCCGGCAUCGGGGCGGGAGUGGAUUCCUACUUUGAAUACCUUGUCAAAGGGGCCAUUCUCCUGCAGGACAAGGAGCUGAUGUCCAUGUUUCUAGAAUAUAACAAAGCUAUCAAAAAUUACACAAAGUUUGAUGACUGGUACCUCUGGGUUCAGAUGUACAAAGGAACAGUGUCCAUGCCUGUAUUUCAGUCCCUGGAGGCCUACUGGCCAGGUCUGCAGAGCCUAAUUGGGGAUGUAGACAAUGCCAUGAGAACCUUCCUCAACUAUUACACUGUCUGGAAGCAGUUUGGUGGGCUGCCCGAGUUCUACAACAUUCCCCAGGGCUACACGGUGGACAAGAGAGAAGGAUAUCCACUCAGGCCUGAGCUGAUUGAGAGUGCAAUGUAUCUGUACCGGGCAACAAGAGAUCCCACGCUCUUAGAACUGGGGAGAGACGCGGUGGAGUCAAUAGAGAAAAUCAGCAAGGUGGACUGUGGGUUUGCAACGAUCAAAGACUUGAGAGAUCACAGACUGGAUAAUCGCAUGGAAUCCUUCUUUUUGGCCGAAACGGUAAAAUACUUGUACCUGCUGUUUGACCCAGACAAUUUCAUUCACAAUGAUGGAUCCGUCUUUGAUGUGGUGAUUACACCAUACGGGGAAUGUGUCUUGAAUGCUGGAGGAUACGUCUUCAACACUGAAGCUCAUCCCAUAGACCCUGCUGCGCUGCACUGCUGCAGGAAGCGUAAGGAGGAGCAGUGGGAGGUAGAAGACUUGAUGCGGGAAUUUUACUCCCUGAAGAAAACUAAGAAAUUCAUUUUCAAAAGAGCUUCUGAUCAUGGUGAAGGGGAAAGUGCAAAAGACCCUGCAGAUGCCUCUUCAGAGAAAGCUGGAGAGAGAAGAAACUCUAAGAAGAGCUCACACUCCCUCCUGAGUUGCCCCAGUCAGUCUUUUAACUCUAAACUUGCAGUGCUGGGACAGGUCUUCCUAGAUAACAGCUGAAUCUUAAAUUAUUGAAC